Messenger RNA from Rosa chinensis, 907 nucleotides. Its product is annotated as protein ELF4-LIKE 3. The record is from RefSeq and is a predicted model, not a curated record. The transcript has 2 exons. The coding region runs from base 328 to 678 and encodes 116 amino acids. Lineage: Eukaryota; Viridiplantae; Streptophyta; Magnoliopsida; Rosales; Rosaceae. Gene Ontology annotation, biological process: entrainment of circadian clock; positive regulation of circadian rhythm.
UCCUUCUCUCUUUGCUCUCUCUCUCUCUCUAAAAUAAAAUUUUCAGAGAGAGGCUUUCUUUCUCUCUUGUGUUGUUGUCUCUGUCUCUUUCUCUUUCUUCUGCUCUCUCUCUCUCUCUCUCUCUCUCUCUCUCUAUCUCUGUGUUUUCCGGAGAUUCGAUUCAAUCGCCGAUUUCUUGCAACGUUUUUCGGGAAAUCGUCGUCUUCCUUCCUUGCUUCAAUCUCUGUCUUAUUGCAGAAUAUAAUGUUCCGGAUUUUCAAGGACUGGUUGUGGUUCUGAUUUGGUGGUGUACAAAUUCUAACCCAGAAAGAGAUUCAAACACUGAAAAUGGAAGGAGACACAUUUUCUGGGCUAGUUGGCAAUGGCACCCAAAUUGAUGGCAAAGUGUUGCAGACAUUUCAGAAGAGCUUUGUUCAAGUCCAGGAUAUCUUGGACCAGAACAGGUUGCUCAUAAAUGAGAUAAACCAAAACCAUGAGUCUAAGAUCCCUGACAACCUGAGCAGAAAUGUGGGUCUGAUCAGAGAGCUCAACGACAAUAUCAGGAGGGUGGUAGACCUCUAUGCUGAUCUCUCAAGCUCCUUCACCAAAUCCAUGGAGACUUCAUCUGAGGGAGACUCCAGCGGUGGUGCUUUGAAAUCAGAUGGUAAAGCUGGGCACAAGAGGAAUAGGCCUUCAUAGAACGAUAAUUGUCUUGUUAAUUCUUUUUCAUGGCCGGGAAGAAAUUAAAUAGAUGAUUAAUUAGAUUCUGUAACUUCUUCUUUCCUACUGUUUCUGUGAACUACUGUACGUCACCUAGAUCUUUCUUCACUCACUUCUUGGACAAUAAUUGCCUCCUCCAUGUCAUUGUAAGUCCUGUAACUCUUGGAUCUAAUUGAAGAGAAAAGUUGCUAGUGUUUGUGUCAUGAAA